Priapulus caudatus is the source of this 2281-nucleotide messenger RNA. RefSeq names its product putative zinc metalloproteinase YIL108W. Bases 469 to 1869 code for a protein of 466 amino acids. The record is from RefSeq and is a predicted model, not a curated record. NCBI's taxonomy places the organism in Eukaryota, Metazoa, Priapulida, Priapulimorpha, Priapulimorphida, Priapulidae. The transcript has 6 exons.
AUUAGGUGUUUGUCUGGGAUUCUUAUUUUGCGUUAUUUAAUUUAAUAUCAGGAAACUUGUACUUUUUUUUACACAAGAGAAAUAUGAUGGAGGGUUUCAAAUUUAACAACUUCUGAUAGCGAUUGUCUUCCUAUUUAUGAAAAUUGGCAUGAGUCACAAAAUGGUAGUGGUAGUGUUAGGGGAUCAGUGUAUUAUGUUGCUGAAUAAUUUCCAGCAACAGCUGCUAUACAUGCACACGAGCUUGACUAUAGUAUAUGACACAUCACUCCCCGACUGCUCGUAAAAUAUGAUGCAGUGCAAAUUACUUGCAAACACACUCACUGCUUGAUAAUUUUGUUCUACUCAGUACACUUUGCACGCAGUCACACUUCACAGACUAACGGCAAGGAGUGCAGUUAUUCUCUCAGUCACCAAUGUAAGCUGAAUGGGAAUGGAACAACGUAUAUUACAGCAUACAGCUCCACAGUCAUGCAGUGGACAGAACAGGUCACACAGACGAUAUCGGUGCAUCAGAAAUUUACAGUUCAGUUAGAGAAUGUCAGGGAUAGGGAUAAGCUCACAUAUUCACUAGCAAGGUUUGUUGGCACUGUGACACCAAAACCGUCGUCCCAGUCUACUAAGCUAAUGCUUCACAACACUGCAACAGGAUCUUCCCUGUCGUAUCCAAUCGCAGAUGGCUUCUUCAAAGCGUACAUCACUCUUUCGCCAGGAGGCAACAAUCUCGAGUUCCGCAUCGAAGGACGAAAAGUGCACGGCAUCACGUUAGAGUUUUCGAUACCGGCGCGCGACCGUUUCAUCCGGCUUGUGUACGUCCGAUGUAAGGACGAUGAUGGCCGCUUCCAAGCUCCGGAAUGGGAAGAUGAUUCCGCGGAGAGCGCUAAGCGUCGCGUCAUCCUCGGAGCGCAGCUUCUGCAGAUGUUCGUGGCGGAGAAGAUGCGGGAGGCGGGGCAUGGCCGCCGGACCAUCCACUUUGAGAGCGAUGCCGACGGCGUCCCGGUGUGCCACGAUCAUGAAACGCGGCUCAGCAUGCAAGACGCUCACGGAUUCAAAGAUCCAAACACGUUCUUUAGACAUCUGGCGAAGGAAUUGGUUAGAAGCAAUUUUAAAAACAAAGAUCCAGCAGUGUGUAAGUGGCUUGUGUUUACAUCCUUCACGCGCUACAUGAAACCACACGACGCCCCAGCACCGCAGAAUCACACGGAAGCUGAGCAGUACAUGAAAGGACAUGUAGUGUUGGGUGGAGGAGGCCUGGCCAUAAUGAGCACAGCUGGUCUGCAUACGUGGCCGGAGAGGGUGGAAGAAUUGUACGAUCGCCUAACGGAUGAGCGGCUGAUCGAUUCUCACAACCUAAUGCCAAUUGCCUGGAACUGGAAGCCAUUCCACUGCAACUGCUUUUCUGCAAGCCUUGGUGCGACCAUCCACGAGGUUGGUCAUACACUAAACCUCGCGCACAGCAAGCAGGGCAUCAUGAGAUAUGGGUUUGUCGAUCUCCGGAACUUCCUAAUCGACCGAGAUGAUGGCAGGGCAUUCUGGGAAGACUAUCAGGCAGACUUUCUUCGCUACCACAAGUGGCUAAAUGAUGGAAGCAUUGAGAAUGACCAGAAAGGGCCAAGGCUGAUUGAAGGCAAUCGCAUCUGGUCAAAGCAUGGACUACGCUCCGUACAAGUAUGGCUGAAGCAGGAGGUUGUGCAGCGAUGGUGCUUAUCGGACACCCCCAACACGUUUUCCAUGGACGAACACCUGCAUGAAGUCCGAGACAUCUUGUCGUCAACCUUUCAAACACGUGCGCCCGAUGGGAAAGUGAAGUUAGUAGCAAUUGACUCCCUGGGAAACAUCAUGGAGAAGAGAUGGCUUCUGCCAGUUGAUUAACGUUGCCUGCGUCACUGCUUUAGAAAACUAGUCAGUGUUUUAUGACAAGUUAUAUUUAUGUUGCGACUCCUCAUGCGCAGUAACCUUAUUUCAUAGGCAGUUAAUCGCUUUCAGCUACCAGACACCUGAUACGCUGUAGGCAGCCAGCUGGUUACUUGCAAAAACAGCACGUUUAUCUUUUGUUCACUGUCACGAUUUAAACACGUCAAUCGCCACAUGUGCACAUGGUUUGAACGAACGCGAGGUGGGUGAAGCAAGCUCUCUAAGCUUGUGAUAGCAAUCAUGCCUAUAGAUAAGCAGUGUGCUUCGUUGCUGAGUCCACACUGCACCACACGUUUUAAAGGAAUACUUUACUCUAGAAUUUGAGAGUAUAUUAUGAUAGUAGAUUUAUAAAUAAUAGCACAUACCUAUA